AUUCUUGUCCUCAAAUCAAAUACACAUCUCUUCAUAUAUCUCUCUCAAUAUCUCCCUCUCCCUCUCUCUCAUAAUUACUCUCUCUCAAAUUAUUCCAAACAAAAAAACAAUUUCUAUAAAAUAUAAAAAAAAAUGGAAAGCAAUCUACCAGUGAUGUCAAAGAGAGUAUGGAAAAUGGUACGUGUGGUAUUCUUCAUGUUAAGAAAAGGCAUAUCAAAGGGCAAAUUAAUGAUGGGACUAAACAUGAUGCUCAAACGCCGUGGAAAGCUUGCCGGAAAAGCCAUUGCCAAUUUAAUGUUCCACCAUCAUAGCCACCACAACAAUGGCGGCUCCACCUCAAGCAGCCGCUCCCAUGAUUCACACCACCAAUUCACUAGGGAGUAUGAAUUUAGCUGCAGCAACACUCCCCACCACUUCUUUCCAAUAGGGAAGCGUCACCGCAGCCACAACAAUUUCUUCACUUGCGCUCACGUGCCAUCUACACAGGAUGAUGAUGUGGCAACAAUGAGUGCAAUGAAGGCAGUGUUAGAGAUGCUUAACAAUGAUCAAACGAUUGUAGAAGCAUCUCCAGCACUGCCCGGAUUCGGACGGAGUCCAAUGGUGAGGCAAUUGAGGGUGACUGACUCGCCAUUUCCUUUAAGAGAAGAUGAUGAAAAGGACAAUCAAGUUGAUAAGGCAGCUGAAGAUUUCAUAAACAGGUUUUACAGCCAAUUGAGAAAGCAAGAUUGAUUGAUUAAUUAAUUCAACCUACCCUGUUUAGCUAAUAAUUAAAGUGUGAUCGUUUGUUGUGAAUGUUAAGUAACCAUUUUAUUUUCAUUUUGGUUAUUUUCAUGAUAUAUAUAAUCCAGAGUUGAUAUGCCUAUAUAUGUUGGAGAUUUA
This is a messenger RNA of Trifolium pratense (red clover), 879 nucleotides long. RefSeq lists its product as uncharacterized. The coding region runs from base 133 to 729 and encodes 198 amino acids. The transcript has a single exon. NCBI's taxonomy places the organism in Eukaryota, Viridiplantae, Streptophyta, Magnoliopsida, Fabales, Fabaceae. The record is from RefSeq and is a predicted model, not a curated record.